AUGUGUGCCUGGUUGUCGGAAAUCGCUUUCCUGGUCAGCAGCUGCAGUACCAAGAUCUCUGUCCUACUCUUCUACCGUCGCCUGACCAAAGGCACCAUUAGCACGCGUUGGAAGGCGGCCACGAUCGGCGCAAUCAUCUUCACGGUCGGCUACUGCCUCUCACUGAUACUAGCCUUGAUCUUGACAUGCCAGCCCACCAACUCUUAUUGGCUGUCUUACUCCCCAACAUACGAAAAACCAUAUCAUUGCGUGGACACGAGAAGUGUGAAUCCGCUCUCCGGCGCACUCAGUGUCUUUAGCGAUUUCUAUUCAGUGUUGCUACCGAUGCUAAUGCUCCGCCACUUCGACAUCCCACACCGCCAAAAGACAGCACUCUACGCUGUCUUCUCGCUGGGCUUCCUCGUGGUAGCUGCGGGCUGCGUACGGACAUACUACAUCUAUAAGCUCGGCACGGAUUACGAUAUCACUUGGGUCGGCUACCACCUCUUCGUCUACUCGGUACUGGAAUUACAGCUCGCAUUGAUCUGUGCCUCGGCGCCAGCUCUACGAGUCUUCUUCAGAGAAUACCUCAGUGAUCCUUUCACCCGUGCUGUAAAUGCCACACGCUCAGCUAGCAGCGGACGAGGAACAAAUCGUGGCUCAGCUCAAGUUGAGCUAGGAGCUGUCUCGUUCUCCUCACCUGGACUCAGAUCGUCGGUCGGAUCUAGUGAGUUUGGUGCAGAGAAGAAGCUGGUUCAACAUAGGAGUGAGCCUCUACUCGAGACCGUGGGUGAGACAGAUCUGGAAACGAUCUCGUUGACAGACACGACCCCCCGGAAUGGUAGUGAGUCGCUGCCCGUCAGGACGCCGGAAGAUUUCGAGGCAUAUGCUUUGAAGAAUUUACAGCGGAAUCGACCACCGUAUCAUCUGAAAACAAAGAGCAGGGCGUCCGAAGAGUCGACGUAUUACAUGGAGCCGGCACUGCAGAAGCCUUUUACGGACUUGUACAGCCCACCCUCGAGAGGAUGA
Messenger RNA from Recurvomyces mirabilis, 1008 nucleotides. RefSeq lists its product as uncharacterized. The transcript has 2 exons. The record is from RefSeq and is a predicted model, not a curated record. The coding region runs from base 1 to 1008 and encodes 335 amino acids. NCBI's taxonomy places the organism in Eukaryota, Fungi, Ascomycota, Dothideomycetes, Mycosphaerellales, Teratosphaeriaceae.